AUGCUGCCAUAAUACAGAGAUUAAGCAUAAAAUUAAUCAAGUUCAGAUUCAAACACUCUAGGACAAUAGCAGCAGGCCAAUAACAACUACAAGUUGACUAAGAAAUACAUUAAGCACUAUAUCUUCAAGAUGGUUAGGCCAAAGCAAAUGGAUUUCGAUUUAGCCCUGUUUUUAAUGAUAAACUCACUUAAAUCUCCAGCUAAACUUUAUCAAUACACGAAAAGACUUAAACAAAUUAGAAACCAGUGGCAUAGAGAUGACCCAUGUCUAGUCAGUUCAAUUAUUGUCAUUCUCUUUAUAAUUGGUAUUACAUAUGGAAUAGUGCUACAGAAAGAUUUCGUAACUGGAUAUUUAUAAAUUGCGAUGAAAAUGAUUUUAUUACACUUUGCUUUGAGUGGAGUAAUAAUAUCAUUUGGCUGUAAAUUUAUUGCAGAGAGAUAUAUGAGAAAAGAGGAUAAAUAAUCAGUUCAUGCAGCUAUUAAUUCUAUUGAGCCUAUGUAUGCCUUUGAUAUUCAUUGCAACUCCUUUUUUCCUUUCUUUGUGUUUGCUUACCUGUUCUAGUUAUUACUGUUACCAUUAACAAACAGAGAAGGGAUAAUACCUUUGAUAUGUUCAAACACCUUACAUUUCAUAGCAGCUGCUUACUAUUGGUUUUUGACAUUUAGAGGCUAUGCUGUUUAAGCUAUAAUCAAUAAUUUCAAAAUGUCAUUUUAUAAUGAUCCUCGUUACUUCUAAAAGUUUUCUCAGGAACUCAAAUCAACAGUACGCUAGAAUACAGGAUACAAAGGAGGAGAAGAACUUAAACUUGCUUUUGACUAUUUUAGAGAUCAAACAAAUAUUGCUACACUUGAGUCUAUGAGAUUAAACAAUAAGGAUUCAAUUGACAGUCAAAAUGUGAAAUUAAAAGUAGAUGAAGUUGUAAAUGGUUUCAGGGCCUUUGGAUUUUCAGAUGAAGCAAUACAACUUAAUGCAUUCUUAAAAGGUGUCGGAGAGUUCGUUAAGAAUAAUAAAGGUUAAGAGGAGUGUGUUUUUACUCCUUUUUAAAUGUUAUAAUACUAGUAAAUAAUUUAAAAGAAGAACUACAUGCAAGAUUAGGAAUUCAUUAAAAUAUUUUUCAAGUCAAUUUCAAGUGAUGGAAGAGUUGUAACAAUAGAAGAUAUGAGAAGAAUGCUCAGAGAAUUGAGAUAAGAUGAAACUAAAGCUGAGGAGUAUGUCGAGAGAACUGCUGGGUUAAGCAAAGCUAAGUAGUUCAGUUUAGAUCAGAUAACAGAAGUAAUCAGAGGUAAAAUGGUGCCUCAAUCCUAUACUCAAAAGAAGUAAAAGGAACUUGAAAUAUAAAAGUAAAUUGCUUCACUAAAUUAAAUAUACUAUAGAUAAAAGGAGCUUAUCCAAAAAUAAGAGGAGAUGGAGAAACAAUAAUAAGUUGAGUUAAUUGGAUAAAGAAAAGUUAAGAAGAGUGAGGGUUCAAGGUCUAGGAAGUCACGCAGCAAAAAGAGAAGACAAUAGCAAGACGAUCAAGACUUUAAUGAAGAAGGAGAUAACUUUGAAGUCUAGGACGAUCUUCAAGAUAGUUCUAGAAAACCAAAUGAUCUUAGACAGCGUAGAAAUUUAGCAUGA
Stylonychia lemnae is the source of this 1617-nucleotide messenger RNA. Lineage: Eukaryota; Ciliophora; Spirotrichea; Sporadotrichida; Oxytrichidae. The record is from the annotation of a GenBank genome assembly.